AUGAACGAAGGUACUGAUACAUAUAUGGGCUUAGCUUAAGAUGAUGACCUUGGUCCUAUGAAAUCAGUAGAGGGUUACACUCUCUGUGUGACUGGACUGCAUGGUGAAGUAUAAGAAGAAGACUUAUAGGAUCUAUUCGGAGCUUAUGGCCAGGUUAAAAACUUACACUUAAAUUUGGACAGAAGGACAGGCUACGCUAAGGGUUAUGCAUUCUUAGAAUUCGAAGAGCUGAAAAUAGCUAAGAAGGCAAUUGAUGAGUUGAAUGACAAACUGUUGCUUGAAGUAUUCCAUGAACUGCCCAGAGCUGUGAAUUGGUUUCCAGGGCAUAUGAAGAAAGCAAUACUAGAACUGGAGACUGAGAUGAAAAAAACAGAUCUGUUUAUCGAGGUCAGAGAUGCUAGGAUACCUUAUACAUCACACAACACUGAGCUGCUUUCACACAUCCCAUUAAACAUGAAAAGACUUAUAGUUUUUAACAAGAUGGACUUGGCCAAUGAAAAGAAAACACUUCAGAUAAUAUAGGAUAUUCAGAAUAAGGACAAGAACGCUAAUACCUUGCAUAUAAGCACUAAAAAGAACGUGAAUGUGAGUAAACUAUUGACCUUUAUUUAGAAGAACAUUUCACCUUAGUUUAAGACUGUAGGGGCAUGGGUGAUGAUAGGAGGAAUACCCAAUGUAGGCAAGUCCACUAUCAUCAAUGCUUUGAGGAAAAAGGAUGAAAAUGCAGAAAUCACAAAGAAGAGUGGAGCCAAAGUUGGUGGAAUACCUUGUAUCACUAAGACAAUUACUGGGUUCAAGAUAAUGAGUGAUCCACCCACAUAUAUGGUUGAUACUCCAGGCAUCAUACAACCUAAAAUCAGAGAAAACAGCGAGGAUGGAUUAAAAUUGUGUGCCUGUAAUAAUAUCCGAGAUGGCAUCAUAGAGUUGGAGUUUGUCUGCGAUUAUAUACUAUUCAAGUUAAAUAAAGAUCAGAACUUUGCCUAUGUAAAUAGGUUUAGUCUGCCCAAUAGAAAGCCAAAUGAUAAUUUGCAUGAAGUGUUGAAUAGCGUGAUGAAUAGAUUUAAGGUUCAAUAGAGAAGUAAUGCAGUUGAUAUAUUUUUAAGAGAUUUCAGGGAGGGAAAGCUUGGCUAGAUUACAUUAGAUGAAUUAGCGAAAUGA
Messenger RNA from Stylonychia lemnae, 1158 nucleotides. The record is from the annotation of a GenBank genome assembly. NCBI's taxonomy places the organism in Eukaryota, Ciliophora, Spirotrichea, Sporadotrichida, Oxytrichidae.